AUGGCUGUGGGUACCUCUACAACGUCUGCUCUCGAGAGCGGGUCUGGAUCUGGCCAAGAGUCGUCGUCGUCCAAGUCAUCGCGGUUGUCGUCGUCGUCAUCUUUGUCGUCGUCAUCGUCAUCAUCCGCGUCGGCAUCGUCAUGCUCGUACACGUUUGUAUCGCAGACGGUGACAGAAAUGGUGUCCCGGGGUCGACGGCGGCGGCGAGGCAGCGGCGGCGAGCGGGGAUCGAAGGGCAAGGGAGUGGUGCGUGCGACGACUGCGAGCGUGGCGAGAGCGAUGUCUCCUGCGCAAGUGCUCAAGCGGUUCCGCAGAAGGGUGAUCGGAGCUGUGACGCGGCUUACGCUGUGCAGCGGAGCGCUUCUUGUUGCAUUCCAGCUGAUCUCGCUGGUGACGGCGGCUGGGCUCGGCUUUGGCUCGGGAUGGCUGGUGGGCGUGGUGGUGACGGCUGGCGGCGGGACGGCGGCUGUGGCGGGCCUGUCGUGGAUGUACGACGCGCUGUAUCCGAGCAAGCUCGAUCCGACGUCGCGAUUGAUUCGCAAGUACGCCAACGUUCAAGCUCGAGUGGUUGCGCCACUUGUGGCGUGUGCUGCGCUGGUCUGGGUUGUUGUCCUCGGCGUGACGACGACCAUUGGCGCAGCGGCGGCCGGGCACGUUCUUGCCGUCGACGAGGCCGGCGGCAUGCUCGACCAAGUCUCGGUUGUGGUCCCGCUCACCUCGGCCUCGGUUGGCACCGGCUCGCGCGUUGUUCAUCUCGCACCGGUCGUGGCCGCCAGCGAGGUCGACGGCGGGACUCUGUACGUAACGGUGGUGGCAUGUGGGGUAUUGCCGACAGGGAGCCCUCAGCCAGAGUAUUGGAGCUCGACGAGGCUCUCGCAAGGCGUCCGGCUAGGCAGCGAGCACUGCGGCGAUGGCCUGGCGGCACUCGGCGGGAUGACGGACGUGGUGCUCUUCCCAGAGAUCGAGGUGGUAUAUGUGGCAUGGAAGCCGGCCAUGGAUGAGUAUCGCCAGGCACGGGCACGGGCGUUUGGUCUAUAUCUGGGUCUGGACUGUGUGCUGCUGGUGCUGGCGGGCGUGGUCAACGUGGCAGCGCGGCAGAAGGCCUGCUGGGGUCGCGAGGCCGUGGUCAUCCGCAGCGGAUCGCGGGCCGAGGAUGCGAGUCUUCGGCAGCUACUGCGGGACCGGGAGAGCGGGGCGUGGGGCUCAUCGUCGUCGUAUGGCGACGAGGGGACAGCGAUGGAGGAGCUGCGGCGAUGGGACGAUGAUGGCGAUGGUAGUGGGAGGCGAGGCGUGCGGCGGGUGUGAUUGUGUGGAGCAGCAGGCGACCCAUGCCACUGAUGUGCGUGAGUGUUGGUCGUGGCGGCUGUUGUCGGCGAUGUCGUGCUCGCCCGCCAUGGCUUGGGUUCUUGAGAUGCUAUCGGUGAUGGCGUAAAAGGUAGAAAUGGA
Molecule: messenger RNA, 1446 nt
Organism: Thecamonas trahens ATCC 50062
Lineage: Eukaryota; Apusomonadida; Apusomonadidae
Exons: 2
Coding region: 1-1305 (434 amino acids)
Source: RefSeq, a predicted model, not a curated record